Messenger RNA from Propithecus coquereli (Coquerel's sifaka), 927 nucleotides. Its product is annotated as lipase maturation factor 1-like. The annotation marks the transcript as partial. The record is from RefSeq and is a predicted model, not a curated record. The transcript has 6 exons. Gene Ontology annotation, biological process: protein maturation. Lineage: Eukaryota; Metazoa; Chordata; Mammalia; Primates; Indriidae. Gene Ontology annotation, cellular component: endoplasmic reticulum membrane.
AUGGCUGCGCCUGAGGCGUCGUUGAGGAAGCGGAAAACCGGGGACGCCGACCCCGCGCCUGGGCCGCCGCCCGCUGCGGGCCGCGAUUCCGCGGACAGCCCGGCCCGCCUCCGCUCGGGCACCUUCUGGCUGACCAGGAUCGUGCUCCUGAAGGCCCUGGCUUUCGUUUACUGCGUGGCCUUCUGGGUGGCUUUCCGGCAGAACAAGCAACUGAUUGGCGACCGGGGCCUGCUGCCCUGCAAAGCGUACCUGGCCAGAGUCCAGCGCCACUUCCAGGGCAGGCGCGGCUGGGAGGCCCUGAGCUCUGCUCCGACCGUCCUCUGGCUGCUGGACUGGUCAAACAUGAACUUCAACCUGGACCUCCUGGCACUGCUGGGGCUGGGCAUCUCCUCGUUCGUCCUGAUAACCGGCUGCGCCAACAUGGUCCUCAUGGCCGCUCUCUGGGUGCUCUACCUGUCCCUGGUCAACGUGGGGCAGGUCUGGUAUUCUUUUGGAUGGGAGUCCCAGCUCCUGGAAACAGGGUUCCUGGGGGUGUUCCUGUGCCCGCUGUGGACCCUGGCGCGACUGCCCAGGCACAGCCCCACGUCCCGGGUCGUCCUGUGGGGCUUCCGCUGGCUGGUGUUCAGGAUCAUGCUCGGCGCGGUUCACUCAGAAAGCAGCACCCGUGGUUUUGUGGCCGGCGUGUCUCGGGAGCCUGUUCUGGGGGAGCCCCACGGCCGCCAGGGCCGUGUGGACGCUGGCACCAGCGGGAGGCUCGUGCAGCUGCUGUGCGUGGUCGUCUGUGGGGAAGCCCCCGUGGCCGUGCUCUCGGGGCCACAGCUUCAGACGGAGGGCAGGCAGCGAGGGGCCAGGCCUGGGGUGCGGGGAGCAGAGGUCAGUGAAGGGCGCAGGCGUGGCCCCCUCCAGAUGCUGCUGGAACUGGGCAGG